GGCCAAGAUGGCCGUUCUCAGCUUCUCUUUGGUGUAUUUAUUAUUGAAUUGUACGAAUGAGAUUGCUAAAAAUUGCUGACUUCGUAGCGUGAAAAAUCAAAUUAGAAUAAAAUAGGUAAUAGGAAAGAGAAAAUUAAUUUGCCGUAUACUAACUCCCUCUCAGCAAAUAUUGUGGCCAAAGUAUGAAACAAGGAGUAAUUGUACUGUAUUAAUUUGUGCGAUUGUUUAUAACCUAAUAUAAAAAUCGGCAAACUUUCCGGCCAAAAAAUAAAUUAUUUCGAUAUUUGCCGAUAGUUUGUUGAUAAGUGAAGUUUUUCAAAAGCAAUUUGGAUAAGUGAAUUAUUAUUCAAACAUGAACGUCUUACGUUCGUGCGUUAAAACUAUCAUCCUAAAUAAAGGAGUACGAUCUGUAAAUCACGAAGGACAAAGAUACAUUAAAAGAUGGGUAGCACCGACGCAAAGAGCAAUAACCAAACGCAAAAGGGCAUUAGGUGAGCAGCCAGAGCCGAAACGCAGUACCUUUCUCGAAUGGAACAGAUCUGCAGAGGUUUAUGCUUUUAAUGAACGACUUUCUGAAAGUUUCAAUAUGGAAAAAUUGGAGCAAGCCUUUACUAAUAGAUCCUACAUUAUUCAAGAGGAACAGAGGCAGAAAGAAAUAGGAAUAGAAAAUCCUAUACUUGCUAUACAAGAUAAUACUGAAUUAGUUAGAAAAGGCGAGAAGCUUACAUCAGAAAUUGUACAGACUUAUUUAGUCCAAGUUUUACCACAAGCAUCUGAGGAUGUCAUAAUUUCGUUGCACGACUAUCUUCUUUCUGAAGAAAUUCUAGCUAAAGCGGCUUUUCAUAUUGGGACAAAAGAUAUUAUUUUAACAGAAGAACAUCCAGUAGCUCAAAAGACUUUAGCUGAUACGUUUUUCGCACUUGUCGCGGCGCUCGCGGAAAGUGUAGACGCAAAUCAUACGGCGAAUUUUGUUAGAGACUUCCUGAUUGUUAUAUUGGCUGAAAAGGAUCUAACAGAAAUAUGGAAUCCAGAUAAUCCAGUUGAACUUUUAAAUAAUAUUCUACAGAAACAAAACAGAUCAUCCGCUGAACCAAGGCUUAUCGCACAAGUGGGGGAAAAUACACUAGAAGUAGUAUAUCAUAUAGCAUUAUAUUGUGAUAAAGAAUUUCUAGGUUCAGGAUUUGGUCAAACAAUCCAGGAGGCCAAGGACACGGCUGCCAUAAAUGUUUUAAGUAGAAUAUUUGGUUUAUUAGACUCCAGUAAACCAAUCAAGUUCAAUAAAACAAUACAUCUGUCUUCGUGAAC
Molecule: messenger RNA, 1305 nt
Organism: Trachymyrmex septentrionalis
Lineage: Eukaryota; Metazoa; Arthropoda; Insecta; Hymenoptera; Formicidae
Gene: mRpL44
Product: 39S ribosomal protein L44, mitochondrial
Exons: 5
Coding region: 353-1303 (316 amino acids)
Biological process (GO): rRNA processing; primary miRNA processing; regulation of gene expression
Cellular component (GO): nucleus
Molecular function (GO): ribonuclease III activity; double-stranded RNA binding
Source: RefSeq, a predicted model, not a curated record